Messenger RNA from Geodia barretti, 265 nucleotides. The record is from the annotation of a GenBank genome assembly. NCBI's taxonomy places the organism in Eukaryota, Metazoa, Porifera, Demospongiae, Tetractinellida, Geodiidae.
GAAUACCAUAUUCGUUUCGGUUUGUAUACACGGGGAGGAAGAAAAACUCUGACAAAUAAUGUGUUUUUCACUUCUAUUCUUCGCUGCUGGGUGCUCGCUUUUAGCAGCACUCUGUCUCAGAGUGUGGAUGACUGUACAGCCACGGUGCAGAUUGUUGGUACAGCGCAGGCUCCCAACCAGAUAUAUAUCCAACUAGGAACUGUCUGUGUCGAUUGUGUUGUCAAUGGAGAAGUAGACACUAGCACCACCACUCUCUCACCUUCCA